UUACACAAGACAUUCACAUCAUGGAUUUUACUGGAUUCAAUUUGAAAUACCGUUUACUGUACGGAUUAUGUGGGUUACUCCACUUUUACGCAUCAUCCUCGGCCGAGUCCAGUUGUAAACUAAAGGCUAAAUUUAACCUGAGCGGGUACAAGAACGUAGAGAAGAAAAAGGUUGUUGUGGGAGGGAUGUUUCCCGUUCACCAACGCAUCGUUUCCGUGGAUGACAACACAUCCUCGGUUCCCGUGUCCUUGGGAUGUGAGGGAUUUAACUUCCGGGCGUUCCGCUGGACUCAGACGAUGCUCUUCACCAUCAAUGAGAUCAACAGCCGUAGCGACCUGCUCCCUGACACAGACCUGGGCUAUGUGAUAUACGACUCUUGCUUCACAAUUUCUAAGGCUGUAGAGGGCACACUCACCUUCCUGACGGGCCAGGACGAGGCCGUGCCCAACUAUCGCUGUGGUACGGGGGCGCCCCUGGCCGCUUUGGUGGGGGCUGGGGGUUCAGAUCUGUCUAUUGCCACUGCUCGCAUACUAGGACUCUACUAUUUCCCUCAGGUGAGUUACUCGUCAUCCUGCUCCGUGUUGGAAAGUAAGUUCCAGUUCCCCACCUUUCUGAGGACCAUUCCUAAUGACGUCUACCAGUCUGAUGCCAUGGCUCGUCUAGUACUUCACUUCGGCUGGACCUGGGUCGGGACCAUUGCCGCGGAUGAUGACUAUGGGAAGUACGGCAUCAAGGCCUUCAAGGAGCAUGUGGAGGAGGCUGGGGUCUGCAUCUCCUUUUCCGAGACCCUGCCCAAGGUAAGCUCUCCAGGGGACAUCACGCGUAUUGUGGAGACAGUGGUGAAGUCGACCGCGAAGAUCAUCGUGGUGUUCUCCUCUGACGUGGACCUGAGCCCCUUGAUCCAAGAGCUGCUCAGACUCAACGUCACCAACCGCACCUGGAUCGCCAGCGAGGCCUGGGUCACCUCCGCUCUCAUCAAUCAGCCCAAGGUGAGUUCAGUGCUUGGCGGUACCCUGGGGUUUGGCCUGAAGCGCGCCGACAUCCCCGGACUUCAGCAGCACCUGAUGAGUAUCGACCCCUACUCCAACCCGCUCACAGAGGAAUUCUGGGAAACAGCGUUCAGCUGCACUCUGGACUACGGCCGGGCCCUACGGCUGGCGAAGGAGAGUGCGGCUGGGUUGCAGGGGAAAAACACGAUGCGGGCCAGGGCGGCAAGAGGGGCGCCAGCCGGGUUGUGUUCGGGAGAGGAGUCCCUGGAGAAACUCAAUAACACCUACUCUGACGUGUCCCAGCUGCGCCUCACAUACAGUGUGUACAAGGCGGUGUACACGGUGGCUCACGCCCUCCAUAACAUGGAGGUGUGCCUGCCAGGUCAGGGGCCGUUCAGCAACAACACCUGUGCUGAUAUCACCAAAUUUGAACCCUGGCAGUUGAUGUAUUACCUGAAGAAUGUGCGGUUCAACGUCCCUCACACCAACGAGCCUUUAUUUUUCCUGGACGGCGAUGUGGACGGCUACUAUGACAUUAUUAACUGGCAGGUCAGAAGUGAUGGGGAGAUUGCCUACGUGACUGUCGGCCGCUUCAACAGCACAGCACCACCUGAGGCCAGGAUGACCAUCGACAACGACUCCAUAGCAUGGAACAAUGAUGACCUGCAGACUCCGCGCUCUGUUUGUAGUGAGAGCUGUGAGCCUGGCACCAGGAAGGGGAUUAGACAAGGGGAGCCUGUCUGUUGCUUUGACUGCAUCCCCUGUGCUGACGGCGAGAUCAGCAACACCACAGAUGCCAGGGAGUGUAUCCAGUGCAGUGAAGACUACUGGUCUAACUCGGCCCGAGACGCCUGCGUCCACAAAAUCAUUGAGUUCCUGGACUUCGGCGAACCUCUGGGCAUCACACUGAUAGUCAUAUCAGCCUUUGGAGCCCUGACAACACUGGCCGUGGGGGUGGUGUUCCUGGUUCACCUGGGAACUCCUCUGGUGAAGGCCAACGAUCCCCUGCUGAGUUUUUCGCUGCUCUUCUCUUUGGUAGUCACUUUCCUCAGUUCCAUCGUGUUCCUGGGAGAGCCCCAGCCCUGGAGCUGCAUGACCAGCCAGGUGGCUCUGGCCUUGGGGUUUGCCCUCUGCCUCUCCUCGAUCAUGGGUAAAGCAGCCAUUCUGAUGCUGAGGGCCAGGGCUUUGAAGGCCGCGAGGAGCAAGGCCAAAGCCGGCACCAAAGCCUCUGCUCAAUGCGCCACCAUCGACGCCAGCCCUGACGUUGUCGCCACCAACGUGAGCAACAACAACGUGGCUGUAACUAGUGCCGACGUGGAUGUUCUUCGUCCCAUCCACCAGAGGAUCCUGGCCGUUGCGGCGACUCUGAUCCAGACAGUGGCUUGCACAUUGUGGCUUAUAAUCUUCCCACCUCACCCGGUGAAAAACAUGGCGGCGCAGAAUAUCAACAUUAUCUUGGAGUGCGACCAGGGUUCUGUGGUGUUUAUCUGCUGUGUCUUCGCCUACGACCUCCUGCUGGCCCUGCUCGCCUUUGUCUUUGCCUUUGUGGCACGCAAACUGGAGGACCACUUCAGUGAGGCCAAGGGCAUGACCUUCGGCAUGCUGGUCUUCUUCAUCGUGUGGAUCUCCUUCGUCCCGGCCUAUCUCAGUACACGUGGUAAGUUCAUGGUAGCUGUGCAGAUCUUUGCCAUCCUGGCCUCCAGCUUCGGCCUGCUGGCCUGCAUCUUCCUGCCCAAGUGUUACGUCCUGCUCAUCAAGCCUGAGCACAACACUGAGGCUAUGAUGCGGCCGCAUUCCAAACCCAGGGACGGGACCGGUACCUCGACCUCGCUUGCAACGGCGGCCACUGAAGUCCAAACCAUUGAUGAUUAGAGAAGGACACGCACUCAAACUAAAGUGCCGUAUACACACACAUCGAUCCGUCAGCAGUGCACCCAAUGGGCUGGUAAUGUGCAUCACACAUACACACUAACUAAGAACUUCUCAGCCUUUCACUCUGGCAGCUGUCUUUAGUUUCAUCUGAUGUUAUAAUUCAGCUGAAUGUAGUUUUUGUCUAAUGUAGAUGAAUGGAAUUCUCAGGGGGUAGAAAAUGAAGAGCCCUUUUUCUUUCCUUUCCAAAAAGGUUUUGUGUGAGGAACA
This is a messenger RNA of Esox lucius (northern pike), 3128 nucleotides long. RefSeq names its product vomeronasal type-2 receptor 1. Lineage: Eukaryota; Metazoa; Chordata; Actinopteri; Esociformes; Esocidae. The transcript has 12 exons. The coding region runs from base 21 to 2861 and encodes 946 amino acids. Gene Ontology annotation, molecular function: G protein-coupled receptor activity; olfactory receptor activity. The record is from RefSeq and is a predicted model, not a curated record. Gene Ontology annotation, cellular component: membrane. Gene Ontology annotation, biological process: G protein-coupled receptor signaling pathway.